GACGGCCUGGCCGAGACCACGGAGGGCGCCGGCCCAGCCCUUCAUUCCCUCUUCAGUCCGUCUGUUAGUCAGCGUGUCCCCCACCCCCAUCCCACCCCCACCCCUAGCGUGACCACGGCGCUGCCCGACCUCGACCCCACGGACGCCAGAGAUCUGGACUGGCACACUACGGGACGUUUUGUUAGUAACAGUUUUAACAAUUCAGACAGGCUACAGAGUGACCACUGAAAGACCUAAUUUUCUUAAGUACAAGUUACCUAUCACCUCCACCCAAUCAGAGCAAUGUCCUACGUUUUUGUAAAUGAUUCUUCUCAAACAAACGUGCCUCUGCUGCAGGCUUGUAUCGAUGGGGAUUUUAACUAUUCCAAGAGGCUAUUAGAAAGUGGCUUUGAUCCAAACAUUCGUGAUAGUAGAGGCCGAACAGGCCUUCACCUUGCUGCAGCCCGAGGAAAUGUAGACAUCUGCCAAUUGUUGCACAAAUUUGGUGCUGAUCUUCUGGCCACGGAUUACCAAGGAAACACAGCCCUUCACCUCUGUGGUCACGUGGAUACUAUACAAUUCCUUGUUUCCAAUGGACUCAAAAUUGACAUUUGCAACCACCAAGGUGCAACACCCCUGGUACUGGCAAAGCGAAGGGGAGUGAAUAAAGAUGUCAUCCGAUUGCUGGAGUCAUUGGAAGAGCAAGAAGUGAAAGGUUUUAACAGAGGAGCCCAUUCUAAGCUGGAGACCAUGCAGACUGCUGAAAGUGAAAGUGCCAUGGAAAGCCAUUCUCUCCUUAAUCCCAAUUUACAACAAGGUGAAGGAGUAUUCUCAAGCUUCCGAACCACAUGGCAGGAGUUUGUGGAGGAUCUGGGCUUCUGGAGAGUGUUGCUUCUGAUUGUUGUCAUUGCACUACUUUCUCUUGGAAUUGCAUACUAUGUCAGUGGUGUUCUUCCCUUUGUGGAAAAUCAACCUGAACUCGUGCAUUAGUCUUGGAAAGAAGGCAGGUGCCCCUUGCCUGCUUCUCAACUGUGUUCUGAGUUUUCCAAAAUGCUUCUCCUAGUGCAGAGCUAGCACCAUAUUAUUUGGCUUUUACACUAUUUGGUGUAUUGUUACUCUUUAGGAAGGGAGAUUUAUUAAUUUGAAUUAACUGUUCUAAAGUUUAAAGUAUUUGAAAGCUACCUCUGACACGUGCUAACAUUUUAGUACAGGCUAGGAUUAGCAGCAACCAAUUCUGGUAAAACAUAAGCAUUAAUAAAGAAUGAAAAUAAGAUGACUAAUAAUUGUUAAUCUAGAAAUCUUAUCUUGUCACAAGGACCAAUUAAAUGAAGUUUUUUAAAAAAAAAAGUUGAUAUGAUAUAAGGUAUUUUCAUUGAGGCAUUUUCCCCCUUUGAAACAUUUUACUUACAUUCUCUAGUGGAAGGAGGGAAAGAAGGAUGAAAAACUCAUAUUUUAAACUGAUAGCAUCUAUACUAUCCUUUAUAACACAUUGAGAGGUAACAUGGGCAGAUAGGCAGCUGGGUGGUACAAUGGAUGGAGUGCCAGACCUGUAAUCAGGAAAACUUGAGUUCCAAUCCUGCCUCAGACACUAGCUGUGUGACCCUGAGGAAGAUGACCUAACUACCUUGGGCGUCAGUUUCCCCAUCUGUAAAAUGAAGGGGUUAGAUUCAAUGACCUCUAAAAUCCCUUCCAGCUCUAAAUCUGUGAUCCAGGUAGAUAGAAGGCCAAUAUUUCAGGUCAGGCAGACCUUGGUUCAAGUCCUUAAUCUAACAUUUAUUGACUGGGUGACCAUGAGCAAACCACUUACCCCCUCACUACCCCAUUUAGCUAAGACUGUGCAUUAUGGAUAAAUUGCUGAUCUGUACUCUUGGACUACCAGGAGCUCCCCACAGCUAUGAAGCCACAUGUCUGGACCCACUCAGAUAUUUUCUUGUUCAGUCACGAACCAAACAAAGCUUUGGGAAUGAGCUACAUUUCAAUCCUUACUUUUUGUUCCUUUAGAAGUGAUUGAGUCAAUCUUAUGUUUAUUUAUUUUUCAGGUAAUAUUGUGUUAAUGGUGUUAUAGUGUCUUUGAGGGGGUGGUUGUGCUGUUUAGUUUGUUUUUUAUUUUCAGGCUGCUUUGGUAUCUAUGCAAAACAAGCUUGAAAAGUUAAGUUUUCCCUGUUUGAUUUCCUAUUUUUUCUCUGGCGUUUCAUUUCAAAAGCCUCGUAUUCAUCAAAAAUAUGUCAGAAAACCCAUUUUCUUCUUAAUGGUUGGAGGAAAAAAGAUUGUGGUGCAAAAUAUUUGGCUGUCAGUUUAAUUCUGCAGUGCUAUUAUUUUAGUGAUAAACUUCAUCUUAUAAGACAGUUACAUUUUCACAGUUGUACCAUGUAAUGUUUUCAUCUUCUUGUUUAUGAUCUUGUUUGGAGGCCUUGUUAUUAUUUUCAUAACAAUCCCUUCAAUGUCAGUAGUUCUCUGAUGGCACAUAGUGUUGGGAUAUUUCUGAGUUAGCAUUGCUGAACAGUAUUGUCCUGGGUAUUGUAAACAUUUUGUGGAUGGGUAUGAUAUGUAAAUUCAUAGCUGGCCCCCAAACCAUAUUGCAACUUCAGCAGUAAGGCUGAAGGCCCCAUUUGUUAAUAAUUCUGGAAUGUUAUAAAUCAUAUUAUUAGGUCGCUAAGAAAAGGAAUCUGAAGGGUUGAAAAUUAUUCGUUGGAAGAAAUGAGAAAAUUGUUUUGAGCAAACUAAUGGUUUUAUGUCUUAGAACAAAGGUACCUAAGCUACUGCUAAUUGAAGUGUUUUCUAGAAUUAGAAACUGUAGAAUAAAAUUAUGCAUUUUGCUUCUCUUAUUCUUUUUAUGUCUUCAUAUGGUUUUUAGUUUUAUAUUUCUGUGUCCAGAUUGAGGCUGCUUUAUGUGGUUUUUAUCUUUACUUAAAGAUCUGUCUGAAUUUUUUGAUAAAGUUACUGCUUCACAAUAGGCUUGUACAUAGGCUUAUUUUUAAGUUAGAUGCAAAUAAAACCAUCCUAGUUGGCAUAAAUGCAGGAAAACUAGAAAUAACCCUAAACUGGAAUCCUUUAAAACCUAAUUAGAAAGAUAUUCAGAAUGAAUGCUUUGCAAAUCAGCAAAGAUGUGCAUAGUUGGUUCUCAGAUAUGUUGCAUUUUUAAAAGUUACAGAUUGAGUAAUGUGUCCUUCUAAGUGCUAUGCUCUUUGUAGACCUUAUUCUGUGUAUUGACUAAUACCACCAAUAAACGUGUUUGUGUUUUCCAA
Vombatus ursinus (common wombat) is the source of this 3224-nucleotide messenger RNA. RefSeq names its product ankyrin repeat domain 46 (gene ANKRD46). The record is from RefSeq and is a predicted model, not a curated record. Gene Ontology annotation, molecular function: protein binding. The coding region runs from base 283 to 969 and encodes 228 amino acids. NCBI's taxonomy places the organism in Eukaryota, Metazoa, Chordata, Mammalia, Diprotodontia, Vombatidae. The transcript has 5 exons.